Molecule: messenger RNA, 1086 nt
Organism: Scedosporium apiospermum
Lineage: Eukaryota; Fungi; Ascomycota; Sordariomycetes; Microascales; Microascaceae
Exons: 10
Coding region: 1-1086 (361 amino acids)
Molecular function (GO): methyltransferase activity
Source: RefSeq, a predicted model, not a curated record
AUGAGUAGCCCAAAGUCGCCGAAAUCCCCGGCCAAGUCGCCAAAGUCGCCACCAAAGUCGCGCUCGCCGUCCGCUGGCGCAGCGUCUCCUGCUGGAGAUUUAUUAGGCGCUGGGGACGCUCCGAUCGAAGUGGACGCCGCGGAUGGGGAUUCUGUCUACGCUCAAUCCACGGUGACGGAUACGACAUCUCUCCGAUCCUCGAUCUUAGAUUUCAAGUGGGAAAACGGCAGGCGAUAUCAUGCGUACCAGGAAGGAUCUUACUGGGGUCCGAAUGAUGAAAGGCAGCAAGAGGCGGAGGACAUUCUGCAUGAAAUGUACCGACUUGUGCUUGACAAUAAACUGCAGCUAGCGCCGCUCGGCGAUGAUGUUCAGCGGGUUCUUGACGUCGGUUGCGGUACGGGGGCCUGGGCAAUCGAUUUCGCAGAUGAGAAUCCAGCCGCAGAAGUUGUUGGCGUCGACCUCUCUCCGAUCCAGCCAAACUUUCUUCCACCCAACUGCAAAUUCGAAGUCGACGAUCUUAUCCAAGAUUGGACAUACCCGGAAGAUCAUUUCGACUUCAUCCACGUUCGAUUCAUGACAGGUUGUAUUCCGGACUGGGUUGAAUUCUAUAAAAAGGCGAUGCGUCGCAUGAAACCCGGAGGCUGGAUUGAGCAUGUUGAGCUUUCAAGCAUCGCACGAUCUGACGACGGUUCACUAAAGCCCGACACGGCCUUGGUAAAGUGGGCAGACAUUUUCCAGAAAAUUGGCGCUGCAACAGGCAAGUCGUUUAGUAUCAGCGAGACCGCCCCAGACCUGAUUCGAGAGGCCGGCUUCACAAACAUUCAACAUCGCACGCUGAAGAUUCCAAUUGGGACCUGGCCGAAGGAUCGGACUUUGAAGCAUUGGGGAGCAUGGAACAGGCAAUUCCUACUCCAGGCGAUCGAAGGACUCUCGAUCCGUGGCUUGACGGAAAUCUUGGGGUGGACAUUCGAGGAAGCGCAGCUCUACCUCGUCCAGAUCCGCGCGGAUAUAACUGAUCCGAAGAUCCACUCAUACAUUGAGAUGAUUGUUGUCGAUGGACAGCGGCCAGAGGAGGCUGGCGAAUAG